AAAACAGAAAACAACACCUAUGAACACAAAAUAAGCGAAACGAGAUAAAAGACAAUCACAAGCGUCUCUAACAUUUUAAAACGUCUUCAACGUAUUUUUGUGCUUGUGUUGUAUAAAAUCUUGUUCCUGUUUUAUUGCAACGAUGAUUGAUGAACUAAAAGAUGAUAACCACUAGCAAGGUAAUCCUGCUUUCAGCAUUCCUGUUGUCAGUGGUCACUCAACUGUGGUGUGCUCCUAUUCCUAUUAUUUCAAUAGGAAAUAAACCGCAUGACGACGAAACCGAUUCAAGUUCAUCAUCUGAGAUAUCUGAAAACGACAAGUUCAGUAUGGGUCAUCCGCGAGUUCCAGCAACUCACAUGUUUAAUGACUUAGAAACCAAGGCGACAAUCAGAAACGAGGUCAGCUAUGAACCACAUCGCGGACAGAUGUUCACGCCAAACGUCGGCUCUUCACACUGGACAAACGAUUACAAACUUGGUAUGAGGACCAUGAAUAAACUCUUCGAGGAAGGCGAGAGAUUUGACCAGAAGAUCAACUAUCUUAUAGAAAAAAAGAACGCUUAUCUCAACGGCAAAAAUUCCUUUAAGGUUUUCAUGAUAAAAGAUAUAGGACCUGAUAGCAACCUGGUAUCAGAUAUUGAUACCCACGACAGGCUAGACAGUAAACAGAACGUUAAGAACAUAACCGAGAAUGGAAAAAUACUUACAGAAAGAAUAUUCUCAUUACCGUUCAAGAGUGAUAUUACCAAAAGUUUUGAAAAUAUCGGACCUGGUAACGUUUUUCAUAUGAGUCAGUCGUUUGAUAACGGAAAUAAAGUUUUGAAAGGACUACUUGAUGAGAUUAAAUAUGGCAGUAUUUUAUCGAAAGCAGAUCCGGUAGGCGUUGAAGAUCCAUAUAGAGAUACAUUGCUUGAUACUCCAAUUCCUAAAAGAAUUAGGACUAAUACUGAGCAUAGUAGUAUAACGAAGGGACAUAGCGACAACUUCAUGGAUAUUAAUGUGAAAGAUAUUGGUAACUUGCGUGAAAGUCGAGGACAAUCAAAAUUCCUUAUUGAUGAUAGUGAUUUGUCUCAAGGAUUCGGUAAUGAUGAUGAUGGAGAAGAUAGUGAGGACGCGGAUAGCAAGGCCAGUCAAAGCGGUGCUGAAGCGUCGAGUGAAGCAGGAAGUAAAAUCGUAAGCGACGAAGCUACCAAAGAAGAUGAAAAUGAGGAUGACGAUUCUGAGGACGAUGAGGAUGGUGGAGAAGAGGAAAGUAAAGAAAGUAAAGAAUCGUUGGAGAGAGAGGAAGAAACAGGAAAGAAGGCGGCUGAAAGUGCGAAUGAGAGCGGAGAAGAGGAGAGUGAUGAAGAAACAGAAGAAGAAGAUGAUGAUGAUGAAGACGACCUGAUGCAAAUGAAAUUAGGAGAACCAGAGCUAGGUAUGGGUGUCGUUGAUGAAGAAGGAGAAGAUAACAACGGUUCUAAUAGCAGUGACAGCGAUUCCGAGGAAGAUGAUGAUGACGAUGAUGAUGGGAAUAAUGGCAAUGGUAAUGGUAAUAAUAAUUGUGUUAAUGGUAAUUUUGAAGAUGGCUGUAACGGUAAUAAAAAUAAGGAUACUGGUGGCUAUAACGGUAAUAAAAAUGAAGAUACUGGUGGUUCUGAUAGUGAUGAUGAUGACGAUGAUGAAAUUGGGAAUGGCAACGUCUCCGACCAGGAUGAAGACGAUAAUGACAAUGGAGCUGAAAAGUUGAUUAUGGCAGAUAUUAAAAAACAUAUAGAAAUGGGAAAAGAUAAAAGAGGUACUUGGUUUGCUCGUAAAAAAACGAAGCCGAAAGCGCAGAAAAAGAAAUCCGUGACCAUUAAGGUGACUCAUGCAAAAAAGGGGAAUAAACAUCGCGUUUCAAUCAAACAAAAAGCGCCAAAGACGAAAUCCCAUAGCAAAAGGCAUAACCAUAAGCAUGGAAUACAUUUGAACAUAACAACUAAAAUGUCAAAGAAAGAUGACCCCGAUGAUUUGGGCGAAAAAUUCACUGAGUAUGAUAAAGAUGCACCUGAUAUGAUGAAAUCACUCUUCAUGACCAACAUAACUAUUACAAAUUCCUCGGCUGGCUUGAGAAAUACAUUAGGAAAUGAUGAUAGCAAUGAAUCAGCAGAAAGUACAAAGACAGACGAUAGCAAGCCGCAAAGCACAAAGUCGCCAUCUCCUCUGGCUUCUUAUAAAAUAGUAGGCGAAAAGCCACCACUAAAAAUAACAAUGAAUAUUUCUAAACAAAAGGACACUUCUGCGCAAGGAGAUGGUGAAGGUAUCGAAAAAGAAUUUAAUCCUUCAGAAAUAGAUUCAUUCAUCAAACAACUGAAAAGUGUCUAUGAUGAUGAUGAUGACUUUAUCAUGUUCUUAAUGAAACUGCUAAAGAAGGAAUUAAGAUCACGGCUUUCUAAAAACUAA
This is a messenger RNA of Octopus sinensis (East Asian common octopus), 2423 nucleotides long. RefSeq names its product dentin sialophosphoprotein-like. Bases 162 to 2423 code for a protein of 753 amino acids. The transcript has 4 exons. The record is from RefSeq and is a predicted model, not a curated record. Lineage: Eukaryota; Metazoa; Mollusca; Cephalopoda; Octopoda; Octopodidae.